Messenger RNA from Solea senegalensis (Senegalese sole), 4114 nucleotides. RefSeq names its product zinc finger and BTB domain containing 11 (gene zbtb11). Gene Ontology annotation, molecular function: DNA-binding transcription factor activity, RNA polymerase II-specific; RNA polymerase II cis-regulatory region sequence-specific DNA binding; protein binding. Gene Ontology annotation, cellular component: nucleus. Gene Ontology annotation, biological process: regulation of transcription by RNA polymerase II. NCBI's taxonomy places the organism in Eukaryota, Metazoa, Chordata, Actinopteri, Pleuronectiformes, Soleidae. Bases 212 to 3721 code for a protein of 1169 amino acids. The transcript has 10 exons. The record is from RefSeq and is a predicted model, not a curated record.
UGUCUGCUCGGGUAAGUCUACCCCGACGGUAACGAACUGAGUUCCACCCUUAGAAACAAUUUUAAAUGUUGUUGCCGCUUUCUCAGUUUGCGCUUUAUUUCAUCUGAAUAAAGCAUAAAAUUUAUAUAUCAAUUUUACAUGUCAGAAGAGGGCCCCCCUCUUUGAGAUAAACCCUUAUUAUACGGAAAACCCGUGUGUGAGCGGCGUAGACAUGUCGUGUGAAGAAAGCUACUUGGCUAUCAUUCGCUAUCUGACUGAUGAGCGGGAGCCGUACGCGCCGGGGACGCCUGGAAACACCAAGAGGAAAAUACGCAAAGCAGCGGCCUGCUACGUGGUGAGGAACGGAACUCUGUUUUAUCAGAGGCGCUUGAAGGGCCAGAAUGAUUUCACAGAGCUGGAGGUGGUGCUGCAGGACGGCCGGAGGAAGGAACUCAUCAACCAGGCGCACAUCACGGAAGAAGGGGAGCAUCUGAACCAGCAACUCACCUGGGAGUGCAUCUCUCAGAAGUACUGGUGGAGAGGUAUCCAAAAGCAUGUGAAAGACUACAUCAGAGAGUGCACUCAGUGUCUGAGCAGGAGGACGACUGAUGACGGUUCUGGACCUCGACUCUAUUCCCAGGGGAGGAGACACAAAGGGAAUGCCAACAUGAAUGAAGAGGACGAGGAUGAAGAAGAAGAGGACGCAGAGGAUGCUUUAGUCUUCUCUGACUCUUCCUCUCACCUGAGAUCCAAGUUGUCCAAAACGCCGGCCAAGCAUGAACUUGUGUUUGUGGACAGUAAGGGCGAGGUGAAUCAGUUCCUGCCCAAACAUGGUCAAACCAUAUUAGGCAAACUCAACCAGCAACGUCUCAGCAAUCAGUUCUGCGACAUCACCCUGUUGAUUGAGGGUGAGGAGUACCGAGCACACAAAGCUGUGCUGGCAGCAUGCAGCGAAUACUUCCACGAGCUCUUUUUUGAGAAGGGAGCCGCAACCACACAUGAAGCUGUGGUUGACCUCUCUGGUUUCACCAAAGCCAGCUUCCUCCCACUGCUUGACUUUGCAUACACUUCCAUGCUCACGUUUAAUUUUUGCUAUAUGGCAGAAAUUGCCAGCCUUGCCCGGCAUUUGCUGAUGACUGAGGUGCUCCAGAUUUGUGAGUCUGUACAUAAGCAGGUGGAGGAACAGAAGCUGACGGUGUAUCAAAGAGGAGACGUGCAUACUGUGGUGUCGAGCCAGCUGGCUCCUGAGGAGGGCGCCAAGGAUGAGUCUGGUGCGUACGUUGUGGCUAUAGAGACUGACGACAGUGGAGUGGUCACCCACAGUGCUGUUGCUGUAAGUGGCGAGUCCUUGGCUUUUGUUACACCUUCCAAAGAGGCUUACAUCGAGCAGCCACUGGCAGUUGUUACUGAAGCGAUAGAGGAAAGUAAAGUGCAAGGAGGGGAGGCGGGUGAUGGCGAAACAGUGACUCUGAUUGCUCACGGUGGACAUGCCGAGUCGGGAGAGACUGUCACUUUGAUCUCACGCAGUGAAGAAGGAGCAGAGGGGGAGACGAUGACUGUGGUCACCCACAGCGGACAGGCCGGAGCCAGCGAGUCCCUCGCCAUGGUGUCGGCCUGCCUGGCAAUGGAGCAGCCACAGGUCGCUGAAGCUGAAGCCUUUGUACUGAAUGUGGAGGCAGACAAAGUUAACCCCUCAGAGGUCAUCAAACUGGCAGCUGAGGCAGCAAUAUUGACUCCAGAGACGGUGGAUUCAGCGCCGACCCCUCAGAAACGCAAACGAGGUCGUCCAGCCAAGGCCAAGAAGGAGGUUGAGUUUGAGGAGUAUGUACCCAUGGAGGAGGAAGACCCUUCUGCUAACGAAGGCCUUGCAGACAAACAAGGGGCGGCGUCAGAUGACCCAAACAAAAGACGGCUUCGUCAGCGAUCUAUCGGCGAGGGUGGUUAUGCUCGUCUCCAUAUGGGGCUGGAGGGUGAAGAGGAGGUGAAGAUGAGCACAAACCUGCCUCGUGCCACAACCCCUAAGGUCGGUCCAAAGCCUGGGAAGAGAGGAAGACCACCAAAGCAACCAGCUGAGAUUCCACCUGAAGGACAGUCUGACUCUGGCGCGGAACCAGAGGCCAACGCAGUGGAGAGCAUGGUGGCUGCAGAGGUGAUCACAGAAGAGGCUGCAGCAAAGUCGACAGAGCCAGAGACUGAAAUGAGCCACGACCAGCUCCCUGCAGAGAGCAAUGCUGAUGGAGCGCACACAUGUUCUGAGUGUGGCAUGUCCUUUCAAAGACGCUACUCCCUGAUCAUGCACACUUUAAAGCAUGAAAAGUCCCGUGGAUACAAAUGCAGUCUUUGUAGUAAAGAGUUCCAGUAUGCUGCCUCGCUCCGCGCCCACCUGGCUCGGCACAAGCAGCAGAGCAGCCAGCGAACUUCCAUGGCCAUAACUGCUGCACACCAGAGCUCUGAGGCGAAGGUGGACGGCAAUUUGGAUGAUAAGACUUCAUCGACGCCCACCAGGAGAGAGUUUGUGUGCGACAUCUGCAACAAGACCUUGCCUAAGCUGUACUCUCUGCGGAUCCACAUGCUGAGUCACACGGGCGUGCGGCCUCACUCCUGUAAGGUCUGUGGGAAGACGUUCACCCACAAACACAGUCUGAAGAUGCACCGGGCACUGCAUGACGUCACCAAACAGUUCCGGUGUGAAUUCUGUUUGAAGACUUUUGUGAGCAAGAGGAACAUGGAGGAGCACACCACCCUUCACACAGGUGAAUCAAAGUACCUGUGCAACACGUGUGGAGCAACGUUUCACCGAGCCUCAGCUCUGAGCAAACACAUGAAGAAGCACCAGCCCAAACCAGACGUCCGUCCAUUCGCGUGUGCUCACUGUGAUAAGAGAUUCUAUGAAGCCAAAGAUCUCCAGCAGCACAUGAACAAGCACAUGGGCCUGAAGCCCUUCCAGUGCCAGGUGUGUGGGAAGUGCUACAGCUGGAAGAAAGAUUGGUACUCCCAUGUCAAGUCCCACAGUGUAGCUGAGCCCUUCAAGUGCAAUGUGUGUGGGAAGGAGUUCUUUGAGAAGGCUCUGUUCCGGAGACACGUCAAAAAGGCCACGCAUGGGAAGAAGGGCCGAAUCAAGCAGAACCUGGAGAGAGAGUGCGAGCAGUGUGGAAGAAAGUUCACUCAGCUCCGAGAGUACAGACGCCACAUCAACAACCACCAGGGGGUGAAGCCAUUUGAAUGUCUGACCUGUGGCGUCGCCUGGGCCGACGCCCGCUCCCUAAAGCGCCACGUCCGCACGCACACGGGAGAGCGGCCCUACGUGUGCCCCAUGUGCCAGGAGGCGCACAUCGACGCGCGCACUCUGCGUAAACACAUGGCCAAGUACCACAGUGACAACCUGCCCAGCAAGAUCAUGCUGGAAAAGGACACCCUACAGUUCCACAACCAGGGCACACAGGUGGAGCACGCCGUCAGCAUCCUGGCGUCCGACCUGCCCCCUGAGCUCCGCCCCGCACAGCAGCCGCCCGCAGAGGAAAUAGAAACAGUGCUGAUCACAGAGGAGACGAUCGAGGCAGUGGAGGCUGUUCAGGCCGCCAGCGAAGGCUCAGUGGCCACACUGUCCGAUCAGGGCAUCAUGCAGGUCGUGAACUACGUCCUAGCACAGCAGGCGCUUACGGGGACCAAAGUCGAAGAAGAAGAACCCGAGGUUAUUCAGACCAUGGAGGUGGAGGUGGCUCAUGUGGCCGAGGUCGAGUAGCUCUUUGCCAGAGAAAAAGAUUCUCUCACCAAGACUGAUCAGCAUUUGUCACAUUCUGUAUAAAGUGUAACACAGUGUAAAAAGAUGCUUAUUUUUCUGGACAUGUACAUAAUGUAAGUGAACCAUGAGCUUUGUAUUUACUCAGACCUGUAUGAUUGAUGAGCUGACAUUCACAUUCUGGUGUGUGUGAAUAGAUAAAUGGUAACAAAGAUUGUUCAUAAGCAAUGAGCUGAUGAAUUAAAGUUAGAAACAGGAAACAAGGUUUUGGCCUAAAUGUGUUUCACCUCAACACAGAAGAGCUGAGGUGUUUCGUUCUAUUAAAGCUCACAGCAUGUACUCCCUCCUGGUGUCAGUUUGAAGAAUGAGCAAAUUAAACAAAGUGCUUUAUGUUUA